Parascedosporium putredinis is the source of this 813-nucleotide messenger RNA. The record is from the annotation of a GenBank genome assembly. NCBI's taxonomy places the organism in Eukaryota, Fungi, Ascomycota, Sordariomycetes, Microascales, Microascaceae.
AUGUCCUCCCAACAAGACAUCUGCCUCGUCGUCGUCCUCGAAAUGCUCGGCCUCGCCUGCGCCGUCGCCGCCUGGCUCCUCCUCGUCUCCCGCACCGCCAGCGCCUCCGCCGCCCGCUCCCUCGUCAAGGCCUGGUGCGUCGGCGUCGCCAUCGCCGCCGUCAUCGCCUUUGUCGCCCUCAAGGAAACCGCCCUCGCCGGCGCUCGCCCCUUCCUCCUCGCCGAUGCCGACUCCGACGCCCACGCUUGUCCCGGCCACGCCGUCCUCAUGCCCGCCCAAGCCAUCUUUGGCACCACCGACGUCAAGAUCCCCACCCUAGGCCUCGUGGGCAACAGAAUCGGCGAGAUCCUCCGCAUCGUCGGCAUCCCCACCCUCUUCUUCGCCGCUCUCACCCUCGGCUGCAUUACCGCCAAGGGCCCCGCCGCCGACCUGCAGAGCCAGUCCAAGGUCCUCGACCUCGGCUUCGGUCCCUCGUCGCACUCCAACAACAACUCCUCCCCCGACAUCAUACAGCCCAAGUCUUCCUUUCUCAGCGGUGAGAGACUCGUCUCCCUCUUUCGCAAGCUCCUCACCGCCGCCGUCCCCGCUCUUGUCGUCGUCAUGAUCCACCGCACCGAGACCUACCUUUUGCGCAUGCAGCCCGUGGCCCCAGAGUCGGAACCCAUCAAGUCGGUCGGCCAGUGGGGGUCCUGGGCUGCCACCGCCGUCGUUCUCUUCGCCACCUUGGUCAAUGCUGCUAGGGGCAGCAUGGGGUAUGAUUCGCCCGACGAUGCGCUGGCCGAGAAGGGUCGGCUGGACGAUGCUGUGAGGUGA